Molecule: messenger RNA, 446 nt
Organism: Musca vetustissima
Lineage: Eukaryota; Metazoa; Arthropoda; Insecta; Diptera; Muscidae
Product: transmembrane protein 60
Exons: 1
Coding region: 1-393 (130 amino acids)
Source: RefSeq, a predicted model, not a curated record
AUGACUCUAGCUCACCGAGCUCUUUUUACAUGGUUCAUUGUCUUGGUCUUCCUAAUUCUUGUAUGCCUGCGACUUGAUCCCCGUACCCAUUGGAAUUGGUUCCUGGUCUUCAUACCGCUAUGGGUAUUCGAUGGAAUUCUUAUCAUAUAUGUCAUUAUAAAAAUCGUUAGAAAAUGGAGAAAUCUCAAACGUUUAAAGGAGCUAUUGGUUAAUUACCAAUGGUACAUUGGAGGAGUGCUACUGAAAAUUGCAUCCCAGCUAAUGAUAUGCUUGACGUUGGAAUAUCCAGAACUGGAAAUUUCCAUAUUUGUUACAAUGAUACCCAUAUGGAUAUUGUUGUCAGCUUCGGUGGUUUAUGUUUUCGGAAGAUUGCAUAAAAUUGAAUCCUGGUGACGUCAAGAUCAGAAGGAAAUCAACGAUGAAUGUACUGAGCGCUUAUUUAGUUU